This is a messenger RNA of Apaloderma vittatum (bar-tailed trogon), 508 nucleotides long. RefSeq names its product proteasome (prosome, macropain) subunit, beta type, 3 (gene PSMB3). NCBI's taxonomy places the organism in Eukaryota, Metazoa, Chordata, Aves, Trogoniformes, Trogonidae. The annotation marks the transcript as partial. The transcript is spliced from 4 exons. Gene Ontology annotation, biological process: proteasome-mediated ubiquitin-dependent protein catabolic process. The record is from RefSeq and is a predicted model, not a curated record. Gene Ontology annotation, cellular component: proteasome core complex, beta-subunit complex; proteasome core complex.
UGCCCAGAGACUGAAGUUCAGGCUGAACCUCUACGAGCUGAAGGAAGGCAGGCAGAUCAAACCGCAGACUUUUAUGAGCAUGGUUUCCAAUCUGCUCUAUGAGAGACGGUUUGGACCUUACUACACCGAACCGGUCAUCGCUGGGCUGGACCCCGUAACGCACGAACCUUUCAUCUGCUCUCUAGACCUGAUCGGCUGUCCCAUGAUAACCGAUGACUUCGUGGUCAGCGGCACCUGCUCGGAGCAGAUGUACGGCAUGUGCGAGUCCCUCUGGGAGCCCGACAUGGAACCCGAUCACCUCUUCGAAACAAUCUCGCAGGCCAUGUUGAAUGCAGUGGACAGAGAUGCCAUAUCUGGAAUGGGUGUGGUAGUACACAUCAUUGAAAAAGACAAGAUCACCACCAGGACCCUGAAAGCUCGCAUGGACUAACCCAGCACAUCUGCGCGUGUGUUUCAUGCCCUGGUCUGCUUGGAACUUUUUUUAAAUAAAACUCUCUAGUGUAGUGAA